AUGGGAACCAGUUCCAAUCGAUCUAUUUCCCCCGAGUCUUCCAUAAAUAGUACUACAAGGCCCCGGGUCGCGUAUCGGGAAGGGGGUACAUGGUGGUCCCGUACUGCGGAGGAAGGAUGCAUCAUAGUCGCCUCUAGCGAUGAAUGCGUCAAAUUCCAUGAGGUGUGGAGUGGGCCGCGGAAGAGUACGGCUGGAGCCACUGGCCAGUUGGGUGGGAGUGCUAUCUUGGAAAGCUUGGAAGGGAUUGAACGGGAAGGGAGCGAGGCCGGCUCUGUUUGGCAAGCCUAG
Molecule: messenger RNA, 288 nt
Organism: Histoplasma mississippiense
Lineage: Eukaryota; Fungi; Ascomycota; Eurotiomycetes; Onygenales; Ajellomycetaceae
Exons: 2
Coding region: 1-288 (95 amino acids)
Source: RefSeq, a predicted model, not a curated record